AUGUAUAAAUACGACCAGUUCCAAAUGAAAUCUUAUUAUGAAGAAGUGUUGGCUUUUAAGGUUAAUGAUGAUGAUGGCUUACCCCGUUACUUUUGUUUUGAGUGUGCAACAUUACUGAAUAAAUUUCACAAAUUUAAAGAGAAAUGCUACAGAGGACAAAAGGUCCUUAAAGAACUACUGUGGUUGGGCCCUAUAAGCUAUGAAGCCAUAUACAAAAUAGACCGAGAAAAUAAAUACCUACAAUCAGACCUAGCAGUUUUGACAGUCACUGACCGAGUAAAGUUCUAUGUCACUGUAGAUAGCAGAGAUGAUGCAGCAGACGAACCAAAAAUUGAUAAACAUUUGAGCAAAGGAAUAAUUUCAGAAGAAACAGUUGAUCAUCAUGAUUAUGAAAAAAGUUUUGACAGCCAUACAAUUGAUGUACCAAGCAGUCCAAUAAUGAUUUUCAAAGACAUUGAAAAAAAUUGCAUCAGGUUGAAAAAUGAUACGAUAAGGGAGAGAUAUAAGAGCACAAGUGGUGAUGAAUCUAAUCUGAGAGAAAAAUUAUUAGACAGUAACAACUGGAAAGUGUUCAACCUGACUGAGGAGGAGGCUUUGAAGGAGUUUCGGUUAAGGGCUGAGGACAAGAAAUAUUUGUCUGCCAGUUAUAAGUGCAGGGACUGUUUCAGAGGUUUCUCUAAAGAGAGUAUGCUGAGGUGUCACAUCCAAUUGAAGCAUAGUGAGGGCCUCGGUUACUUCGAGUGCCGCUUCUGCAAAAUGCGCUUCAGGUGGCGUUCCCAUCUGAGAAGGCACAUGCACCAGCAUUACACCAAGUACCAGUGCCUCAGGUGCAACCGGAUCUGUCCGCUGGAGAACACGGCAAUUAGACAUGACGAGUACCACAGCGGCGUUACGAAGGAGUGCUCGCAUUGCGGCAAACACUUCAGACACUCGUCUACGUACUACACGCACCUGCGCACUCACCGCAGCGGCUUCGUGUGCGUCGCGUGCGGCGCCUCCUUCGUCAGCGAGGCGGGGCUCCGGCAGCACAGGCACGCGAAGCACUACGGGGGAGAGAUCGAGAGCCCCGAUGACGACGAGGAAGUGAACAGCUACUGCUCGAGGUGCGACAUACGUUUCGAAACUAGGAAAGCCUACGAGGAGCACCUUUUCCACUCUGCCAUGCACUCCGAGGUGCUAGAGAAGGAGAGGCAAGCUAAAGAGGAAAGUGAGGAACGCACCAUAAAUGCCCAGAGGAAAGUGCUGGGGAAGAAAAUGCAGGCUAAGAUAAUUCAAGGACUAAGACGUCGAAAAUCUGAUGACGAGCCCGUCGCAUCGCCGCAGAGGAAGAGGAGGUGUCGGCAGAAGAGGAGGUACUGCAAGCCAACUACCUGCCACCAGUGCGGCAAGCACUUCGCCACCCAGAGCGCCUGCAUGAAGCACCACCACACGGAGCACCCAAGAACCUCGUUCUUCCCGCCCACCGAGCGCCACAUAUGCGAGGUCUGCGGCGCCUCGCUAGCGCCGGGCAGCGUGGCCACCCAUCAGAAUAUGCACACCCGCACAAAGGUUCACCCUUGCGAGAUAUGCGGUAGGCAGUUCUACGCUACUGUCGGUCUCAAGCGCCAUCUAUUGACCCACACGGGCGAAAAGCCCUUCGCGUGCACUCUCUGCGACAAACGUUUCACACAGAGCAACAGCAUGAAACUCCACUACCGCACCUUCCAUCUGAAACAGCCCUAUCCGAAACGGAGCCGAUCGAAGAAGGCGAGAGGAACGGAAGGGGAAGAGACUACAGAAGAGGAAUCAGACGAAAGUCAGCCGAAGAGAGAGACAGAUGACCCAAUUGCGAAGGGGAGAAGAGGGACACAGAAUCCGAAACUCCCACUCGGCGGAAAUGUUCAAAAGAUCCAACAGGAAAUGCCGGUUAGCGUCGUCGUCGACGACAACAUGCAUUAUUUGACAUUGAAC
Iphiclides podalirius (scarce swallowtail) is the source of this 1950-nucleotide messenger RNA. NCBI's taxonomy places the organism in Eukaryota, Metazoa, Arthropoda, Insecta, Lepidoptera, Papilionidae. The record is from the annotation of a GenBank genome assembly.